Messenger RNA from Knipowitschia caucasica, 888 nucleotides. The record is from the annotation of a GenBank genome assembly. Lineage: Eukaryota; Metazoa; Chordata; Actinopteri; Gobiiformes; Gobiidae.
AUGAGUUGUUUUAUUGUGAAGGACCAUCCCGGACCUCCGCCUCCUCCGUGCGCUCUCUCUCCGCUCAUCCCCCUCACGGUGCAGCGGUGUGCGGAUGUUCCCUUCUCCCGUACUCGGACACCAGACCCCGGGGGCUUCGUCUGCAUCUGUCCCGCCUCCAGAGCACUUUCCCCGGCCGUGUGUACAGACGCCCGCCCCACAAACAACAUGGAGAUUGAGAAAGAAGUGAAAAAAAUGACUCUGGGACACGAGUUUGGAGCUGGAGCCUCGUGUCUCAAAUGUAAAGACAAAUGUGAAGGCUUCGAGCUGCACUUCUGGAGGAAGAUCUGCCGUAACUGUAAGUGCGGCCUGACGGAGCACGACGUCCUCAUGAACUCUGAGGAGAACACGAAAGUGGGAAAACUGUUCGAGGACACAAAGUACACAGGGCUGAUGGCCAAGCUGAAGCGGGAGGGGAUCCCUGGGUACCAGUCCAACAUGUGUCUGACCGUGAACAUGCCGGUCUCCUCCAUGGCUCAGAUGGUGUCUCCAGGUCUCUCCUCCUCUGCUCUGGUGCCUCCUCACUCUGGCUCCUCCUCAGGAUACUCCUCCAUCAGCUCCUCCACUGGAUCCAUACCCGGGACUGUGGCUGGGACUGGACCAGGUGCUGGUUCCUUGGGUCUUGGAUCGGGGUUGGUGCUGGUUCUACAGGAGUUGGUGCUGGUUCUACAGGGGUUGGUGCUGGUUCUGCAGGGGCUGGUCCUGGUUCUACAGGGGUUGGUGCUGGUUCUACAGGAGUUGGUGCUGGUUCUACAGGGGUUGGUGCUGGUUCUGCAGGGGCUGGUCCUGGUUCUACAGGGGUUGGUGCUGGUUCUACAGGGGCUGGUUCUACAGGGGGGAUCUCGGUGA